AUGGCGGUGGCUUCGUCAAAAAAGCUUUGGCCGUGGCUGCCUGUUGAGGUGGUAGAAGAAGAGAUACUUGGAAGACUUGGGAUCGAGGAUGUGAUGCGAGCCAAGUCGGUGUGCAAAGAAUGGUACGCUGUCUUCAAGGACAAGAGAUUCAUCUACAAACACUUGGAACUCUCCCAGGAAAAUGAUGCACGACGACGGUUCAUUCGCAUUCAUCAUACUAGUUUUCAAAUCAUGAAUCCGGUGACCCUUGAUCUCUUAACUCUACCACUCCCGUCCGAGUUGAUUGUGGGUAGUGAACUCCAUUAUUGUUUUCAAUGUGCUAUUCACUGCGACGGAUUAUUGCUGUGCGCUUUUGGUGACGGAAACAAGGAAAGGCGCAAGCUUGCAGUUUGGAAUCCGGUUUUAAGCAGCAGCAGCAGCAGCAGCAGCGCAGUCAAAUUGAUUGAACCCCCCUUGCAUGCUUCUUACCAACCUUCUGAUAAGUACGGUUUUGGAUACGACAAUGACCACAACUACAAGGUUUUGAAGUUUCACUGCUACCCAACUAGUAGUGAGUAUGAGAUAUAUGACUUCAAAUCUAAACUCUGGAGGGUCAUUCCUGGUAUUACUUCCGAUUGGAUCGUGUUUUUCAAGUACGUGUCUAUGAAGGGAAACAUGUAUUGGCUUGCUAAACCCAGGAGUGGGCGGGGUUAUUCCCAAAUGUUCAUCCAAAGUUUCGAUUUCUCCAAAGAGACAUUCAAGCCCUUAACAUGUUCUUCUAAUUUCCCCGUUAAGAUUGAGGUUGAUCUGGUCCUUGGGGAGUCUCUUGAUUUAGUUGUCUUGUCAAGCUUCGGAGGAGAUAGGCUUUCUUUAUUGCAUCAACACCGCGUUGGACACGACGACACCCCAAGGAUCGAGGUUUGGGUCACAAACAAGGUGACUGAUGCUGCUGCUGCUGUCUCAUGGACUAAGUAUUUUAAUGUGACUCACCCUCAUCUCCCUAUAUUGAAUCCCCAUCCCUACGCUAACGGUAUUCCCACAUACUUUAUCCACGAGAAGACCAAUGGUGGUGGUGGUGGUCUCAUGUUAUGGUGCGAUAAACUUCUUGUCCAAGAGGAGGAUAAAGAUGAUGUACAAAUAAUGGAUUAUGAUAUUGCUUGUCCCAGCUUUUACGAAAUUAGUGAGGGAGGUGAGAUCAAAAACCAAGUUGACACAGGACCACUGUGGUAUGCACUUGGCCGUAGCACUUUUACAUGUGGCGGUCUUUACGUUCCGAGUCUUGUUCCUCUUCCAGAAUAA
Camelina sativa (false flax) is the source of this 1278-nucleotide messenger RNA. The record is from RefSeq and is a predicted model, not a curated record. NCBI's taxonomy places the organism in Eukaryota, Viridiplantae, Streptophyta, Magnoliopsida, Brassicales, Brassicaceae.